This is a messenger RNA of Oryzias melastigma (Indian medaka), 908 nucleotides long. Its product is annotated as GTPase IMAP family member 8. Lineage: Eukaryota; Metazoa; Chordata; Actinopteri; Beloniformes; Adrianichthyidae. The transcript is spliced from 3 exons. Gene Ontology annotation, molecular function: GTP binding. The record is from RefSeq and is a predicted model, not a curated record. The annotation marks the transcript as partial.
GACGCAGCGAAGUGCAGAAAAAAAGACAGAAUCUCAGAGCUCUGGUUGAAGGUGGUAAGAACCCCCCUGAUCAUUUAAAGUUGGUCAUUGUUGGUCCUCAGUGGUCGGGCAAGAGUUCAGCAGGAAAUAUUAUUCUAGGAAAAGAAGCAUUUGAUGUGAAUGAAAACUUGGAUAGUUCAAGAACAACACAAAGUGAAAUAGGUCACUGUGUGUUUGCAGAAAGACGACUUACAGUUGUUGAUUCUCCCGGCUGGUUUUACAUCCACACCCUUCAGGAAACCAAUGAGAUGGACAAACUAGAAAUAGAGAAUAGUUUGUAUAUGUGUCCUCCAGGACCACAUGCAGUUCUCCUGGUGAUUGACCUUGGAAAUGAAGUUAAUGUAACAUACCAGAGAGCAGUUCAGGAUCACAUGAGUCUGUUUGGAGAUGAUGUUUGGAAGCACACAAUCAUUCUGUUUACAAUGGGGGACUGGCUUGGAGUGAAGACUGUAGAGGAGAGGAUAGAGAGUGAUGAAGGGCUGCAGUGGCUGGUGAACAAAUGUGAGAACAGAUAUCAUGUCCUGAACAACCUGGAGCCCAAUAAUAGAGAACAAGUAAAGGUUCUCCUGGAGAAGAUUGAGGAGAUGUGGGCAGAAAAUGAUGAUCCUUAUUAUGAAGUCGACCAGAGAAGAGCAGCAGAAAUGGAGACUCUGAGAGAGGAUGCAGACAAAAGAGCCAAAAAGAUGAAGAGGAUCAUUGAAAGACAGUCAAGAGUACUGAAAGAAAUCUUUAAAGAGGAGAGACAGUCACUCAGUGAGAUCAGAGUUGUUCUGUUGGGUCAGAAAGGAUCAGGAAAAAGUACUGCAGGAAAUCAGAUUCUGUUCAUGGAAAAAUUUGAAGAGGAAUUAGACACAGCUUGCAUUAAGAAG